GUUAUUACGAGCAUGAGUAAUUACCGAGGUAUUGGCGGUGGUGGCUUUCCAUAUAAAGUGAACCAGAACCGCAAUGUGGGUGCAUCUAUGAACGCAGUGCCUCCACCUUCAUCGCUUAAUAAUCGUGGAUCUCAGAGAGGAGGUAGUGCAGGCCGUGGGGCCGGCGGAUCCGUAGGAGCCACUAAGUACGGCUAUACAUCCCUGGAUUCGAUAAGUCAGUUCACAGCUUCCCAAAAUCUCAUUGGUAAACGCAAAUCACAUACAGAAGAUGAAUAUUUUGAUGACGAUGAGGACCAAACACCGGAACAAGCCUAUAUUCCUGCGCCUGGCUCACCCGGCUAUGUGAAUAAAAACAAGGCAGAUAGUGAGUCUGAUGAAGAUCCGCUAGAUCAGUUUAUGGCCGGCAUUGAACAGCAAGUACAGAAAGAAAAAGUGCGUAAAGAACGUGCAGUAGUUUCGCCAGUGGAAGAAGUACCCGGCCCAAAGAACGCAAAGGGCGUACGCGGCGACAUAGAUGACGAAGAUGACGAGGAAAGUUAUUAUCGGUACAUGGAAGAAAACCCCAAUGCUGGUCUUCGUGAUGACGGUUCCGAUAUCGAAAUAGACUAUGACGAAGAUGGGAAUCCAAUUGCGCCACCCAAAAAGAAAGACAUUGAUCCUUUACCACCUAUAUACCACUCUGAAAUUGAAUAUGAGCCAUUUGAAAAGAACUUCUACACACAACAUGAGGAAAUUGGCAAUCUCUCUGAAGAUCAAGUACGUGAACUACGAAAAACAUUGGGCGUCAAAGUAACUGGUCCAGAGCCACCAAAACCAGUGUCUUCGUUUGCGCAUUUUGGCUUCGAUGAAAGUCUAAUGAAAGCCAUCCGUCGUGCGGAAUACACACAACCGACGCCUAUACAAGCGCAGGCUGUGCCUACAGCUUUAGCUGGGCGCGACAUAAUAGGCAUUGCAAAGACUGGAUCUGGUAAAACUGCAGCUUUUGUAUGGCCAAUGCUGGUGCACAUAAUGGAUCAGCGUGAGUUGCGACCAGGUGAUGGUCCCAUAGGGCUAAUUUUAGCGCCGACGCGUGAGUUAUCACUACAAAUAUACAAUGAAGCUAAAAAAUUUGGAAAGGUAUACAAUAUCAAUGUGGUGUGUUGUUAUGGUGGUGGCUCGAAAUGGGAGCAGAGUAAAGCACUUGAACAGGGCGCUGAACUUGUUGUGGCCACGCCGGGUCGAAUGAUUGAUAUGGUAAAGAUGAAAGCAACCAAUUUGCGUAGAGUAACGUUUCUAGUGCUGGAUGAGGCAGAUCGCAUGUUCCACAUGGGUUUUGAGCCGCAGGUUCGGUCCAUCUGUAAUCAUGUGCGUCCCGAUCGUCAAACCUUACUUUUCUCAGCGACUUUCAAAAAGCGUAUCGAACGUUUGGCACGCGAUGUACUCAGCGAUCCCGUGCGCAUCGUGCAAGGCGACCUCAAUGAAGCCAACCAAGACAUUACCCAGUAUGUGUACGUUUUCCCCAAUCCACUGCAGAAGUGGAACUGGCUGCUUUGUCAUUUGGUUAAGUUCCUAUCGGAAGGCAGUGUGUUGGUGUUUGUCACCAAAAAAGCCGAUGCCGAGACUGUGGCCAACAAUCUAAUGGUGAAAGAAUACAACUGUUUGCUCUUGCACGGUGAUCUAGAUCAGGCUGAUCGUAACAAAGUCAUAACACAAUUUAAGAAGAAGGAAUGCGAUAUACUAGUAGCCACCGAUGUGGCUGCACGUGGUCUGGACAUACCACACAUACGCAACGUCAUUAAUUACGACAUCGCACGCGACAUCGACACGCAUACACAUCGUAUUGGUCGUACCGGACGUGCGGGUGAGAAAGGUACAGCCUACACGUUGGUCACCGACAAGGACAAAGAGUUCGCCGGUCAUCUGGUGCGCAACUUGGAGGGUGCCGAUCAGCAAGUACCUGACGAUUUAAUGGAAUUGGCAAUGAAGAGUUCGUGGUUCCGCAGUUCGCGCUUCAAACAGGGCAAGGGCAAGAAAAUUGCCAUUGGUGGCACCGGUUUAGGCUAUCGCGAACGCAGCAGCGGCAGCAGUAUAAAGUCAAAUUCAGCAAAUGAGUCCUCAUCGUUUGCAUCGAUAAAUAAAUCAAUAUCGGCUGCGGGUCCAGCAACCGAUCGCUAUGCGGCAAUGCGCGAAGCAUACAAGGCACAAUAUUCAUCACAAUUUCGGGCUUCCACUGAUCGCACAUGGGAAAAGACUGUGCCUGAGACGGGUGUUUUUGCGGCGCCAGCGCCUGUGUUGCCUUCGAUGCAGCCAACGUCCAGUGGCAACUCUGCUGGCAGUGGCGGUGUUGAUGACAAUGGAAAACCACGCAAAAAGAAGAGUCGUUGGGAUUAAAACUGACCUCCAAUUUAAUGAAGGACCGCAUAUAACAAAAUCAUAUUUUGCACUUUGACAUAAACACAUAAGAAUAGUGGAAAUGGCGUCCGCUGAAAUUACAUUUAAAUCAUUUUGCACAUUCACAUUUUUGCAACGUAAAACUAAAAAAAAUUACAUAAAAAAUUAACUCAUCAUUAAAAAUAAAUGUUAUAAUUUAUGGAACGUUGCAGCACAUGCUCUUUUUGUGUUUUAUGUUUUAAUUUUUUCUGCAAAUUAUCAUAUGUAUGCAGUAAGCUGUAAACGGUUAAUAUGGACGCUAAAGAAUAAAUAACAGUUAUGCAUUGCCUGUACAUACAUAUGUAUGUAUGUAUGUAUAUUCUACGGAUUUAUUUGUGAAGUUGUCGCUAAAUGCAUAUUCCAUGCUAUGCGUGCGAUUUUUAUUUAAGUCAAUUUAUAAGCGACCUCUUUUUACUCACCUUGCUGUAAUGUCAAUAAAAAUACGGAAAAUAAAAAAUAAUAAAACGCAUUCAUAACUUUU
This is a messenger RNA of Zeugodacus cucurbitae (melon fly), 2890 nucleotides long. Its product is annotated as ATP-dependent RNA helicase DDX42. Gene Ontology annotation, molecular function: RNA helicase activity; nucleic acid binding; ATP binding. Bases 13 to 2370 code for a protein of 785 amino acids. The record is from RefSeq and is a predicted model, not a curated record. NCBI's taxonomy places the organism in Eukaryota, Metazoa, Arthropoda, Insecta, Diptera, Tephritidae. The transcript has 2 exons.